UGUGGUGCUGUUCUCGCUGACGCUCACAGGCCUCAUCACGUUGUCACAGUCACCUGACACGGUGAGCAGGGCAUAGGCAAGGGAAGCCGUGUUGGCCUCCUGGGGCUGGGCAGUGGGUAACGCGGCGGCUUGACCAGGGCUGGGAAUCGGGAGCUGGGGUCACGGCUCCAAAUGCCCUCAAAAUCCCGUCACAGGGCCCGAUCCCCUCAGUGCACCAUGGGGAUGGCCUGCCAGGAGGCUGCUGCAGGGAUUCCUGUGCCACUGCCCAGUCAGCCAGGCAGGAGUCUGGUGCUUAAUGGCCACAGCAUUUUGGCCUGGGUGGUCCUUCGCCACUUCACAUACAAGGAAUUCUGUGCUUUGUACAGGCAAAGAAAAUACUGGUCCUGCUGCCAGAAUUGAGGGAGGCCCUGCAGAGUGCAAAUGCAGACACCAGGAUGAAGGCCCUGCUCAUUUUCAGAAAUGUGAUGGGUCAUCGGAAGAAGAAGGCCAGCUCCACUGCUCUGCAGCUGGCCGAGGAGUUCAUGCAACACUUUGAUGAUGUGUCCAGCCAGGUGCGAGAGCUCUCCAUCUGCCUAUUCAAAGAAGUAAUACAGAUGGCGGAUUGGAAGCACCAGCGGCAGAUGCGGAAGAAGGUGCGGCAGAGCCUGGUCCCACUCGUGUUGCACAUGAGUGAUGAGACUGAGAGUGUGGCCAAGGCCUCUCACGAAGCCUUCUGUGUAGCUGCAAAGGUGCUCAAAUGGAAAUGGCUCAGUCACCACGUGCAGGCACUGGAGAGAUGGAGAACUGUGGAGCGCUUGCUGGAGCACGACCGGAGCAGGGCUGAAGAAUAUGUGCGUCAAAGCAUGCCUUAUCUGCAGCACGCUCAGGUCACCGUGCGAAUGGCAGCCGUGAGGUUCAUCGGACUGGCUGCGCGGUACCUGAAUGACAGCAGCAAGGACACGCUGCAGGAGAUCUUCAAGGGUGAGUAGGGGCAGUGCUGUGUGUGAUGGGGCUGGCGGGGACAGGGGACAGAGCCUGGGCAGCGUGCUGUCCUGCUGUCCUGCUCCAGGGAACAUC
This is a messenger RNA of Pezoporus flaviventris, 1056 nucleotides long. RefSeq names its product maestro heat-like repeat-containing protein family member 7. Bases 435 to 968 code for a protein of 177 amino acids. NCBI's taxonomy places the organism in Eukaryota, Metazoa, Chordata, Aves, Psittaciformes, Psittacidae. The transcript has 5 exons. Gene Ontology annotation, cellular component: cytoplasm. The record is from RefSeq and is a predicted model, not a curated record.